This is a messenger RNA of Oncorhynchus nerka (sockeye salmon), 2747 nucleotides long. It is a transcript of the gene stx12, whose product is annotated as syntaxin 12. Gene Ontology annotation, biological process: intracellular protein transport; vesicle fusion; vesicle-mediated transport. Gene Ontology annotation, molecular function: SNAP receptor activity; SNARE binding. The coding region runs from base 186 to 992 and encodes 268 amino acids. The record is from RefSeq and is a predicted model, not a curated record. NCBI's taxonomy places the organism in Eukaryota, Metazoa, Chordata, Actinopteri, Salmoniformes, Salmonidae. The transcript is spliced from 10 exons. Gene Ontology annotation, cellular component: postsynaptic recycling endosome; synaptic vesicle; synaptic vesicle membrane.
UAAUGUACGCAAUGACGUCAUUUGACAGUUUUGGGAGGCUAGCUUCUUGACGGAGGAACAAAGUGAAAGCACAGCGGAUGUUUGAUGUGCAACAGCCUACUAAACAAAGUUUUCCCAAUACACCUGCCACGCAACCACCCAACAGUCUUCACCGUGACACCUAAGAGCACGCCACACUGGCAGCAAUGUCUUAUAGUAAAGCAGACAGCUAUCGCACCCAGCCUCGGGACUCCAAUACCCUCAUCCAGACAUGCAGCUCAAACAUCCAGAAGAUCACACAGAACACUGCUCAGAUAAAGAGCAUGGUGAAUCAGCUGGGGACGAGACAAGACACAAGCCAACUGCAGGACCGUCUGCAGCACAUACAGCACUUUACAAACCAGCUGGCCAAGGAGACCAACAAGCACCUGAAAGACCUGGGCUCCGUCUCACUAUCUUCAGCACCUUCAGAGCAGAGGCAACAGAAGAUCCAGAAGGACCGGCUGAUGAAUGAAUUCUCCGCUGCCCUCAACAACUUCCAGGCCGUACAGCGCCAGGCAGCACAGAAGGAGAAGGAGUCUGUGGCCAGAGCCAGAGCUGGUUCCCGUCUCUCUGCUGAAGAUGGUGCCUCUGAGGAACAGCUCGUGUCUUUUGAUAACCAAGAAGAUUGGGGUCAGACAACCACACAGACGACAGAGGAGGCCAUAACAGAAGAGGACUUGGAGCUUAUCAAGGAGAGAGAGACCAACAUCAGACAGCUGGAGUCGGACAUCUUGGAUGUGAACCAGAUCUUCAAGGAUCUAGCAGUGAUGAUCCAUGAUCAGGGAGAGAUGAUUGACAGCAUAGAGGCCAACGUGGAGAGUGCUGAGGUCCACGUAGACCGAGGGACAGAACAGCUCCAGAGAGCCUCCUACUACCAGCAAAAGUCCCGUAAGAAGAUGUGCAUUCUGGCUAUGGUCUUGUCCAUAGUACUGACCAUACUAGGCAUCAUCAUCUGGCAAGCCACCAAAUGAGAAGAGAGACAGACAACCCUCCUCUCUUUCACAUCUUUAUUUAUUUCAUUCCCCCACCCAACCUGAAACACCAGCCCGGGAUGGAUACUCACCCAACCUGAAACACCAGCCCGGGAUGGAUCCCCUCCAACCUGAAACACCAGCCCGGGAUGGAUCCCCUCCAACCUGAAACACCAGCCCGGGAUGGAUCCUCACCCAACCUGAAACACCAGCCCGGGAUGGAUCCCCUCCAACCUGAAACACCAGCCCGGGAUGGAUCCUCACCCAACCUGAAACACCAGCCCGGGAUGGAUCCUCACCCAACCUGAAACACCAGCCCGGGAUGGAUCCUCACCCAACCUGAAACACCAGCCCGGGAUGGAUCCUCACCCAACCUGAAACACCAGCCCGGGAUGGAUCCUCACCCAACCUGAAACACCAGCCCGGGAUGGAUCCUCACCCAACCUGAAACACCAGCCCGGGAUGGAUCCUCACCCAACCUGAAACACCAGCCCGGGAUGGAUCCUCACCCAACCUGAAACACCAGCCCGGGAUGGAUCCUCACCCAACCUGAAACACCAGCCCGGGCUGGAUCCCCUCCAACCUGACACACCAGCCCGGGCUGGAUGCCCGGAGCGAUGCCCAGCUAGCUCACUGUUGCCAGGGUCAGGGGAGUGGCAUCAGGGCAAAGCGAUGGGUCUGGGAUAUGUAACCUGACACUCCCUACCGUAGCUCAAGGUCUCCAGCUAACCUCCUGUCUCAUUUACCCUGAGACAAGGCAGUAGUAUUUCUAUUCAAAUGAAGGAGAGUAUUGGAGUGAAAUGGGGCGGGAGAGUGUGGAUUAAUAUAAAGAUAUUCUGUUUAAUUCUACUUGUGAUAUUUACUACACUAACAUUCAUUGUAUUUCCAGACACAUAAUACAUCAUUGUUGUUAUAUCAUUGUUGAUGAACUAUUAUAUAUAUAUAUCAAUUGGGGACGGACACCGAUAUGGAGAAAAAAAAAUAAAACUGUUGUUUUUGUAAAUUCAUCUCUGGGUUUUGUAGGGAGAUAAAUGAUUUUGGUAACCUGUACAUUUCCUGCACCUUUCUGGUAUGUAAAACAGUUUAGAGUGCCACACUCCAUUGAAGUUAUAGGAGAGGUUUCCUGAACACAGAUUGAGCCUCGAUGGCGAUUCUGCAUUGAGCUUGCAUUUUAGUCCAGGACUAGUCUUAAUAUGUGUCCGGGAAAACCACCCCAUGGUCCUUAUAUUGCUCAGGUGAGAUCAGGUUCUGAUAGUGAACCUUUUUUUUUUUUUUUUUAAUUUUAAAUCCAACUGUCUACAUGAUAAUAACAAACUCUCUGGUCGUAAUAAACACAUUUAUUAACACUGUUGAAGAGCAAACCUUUUAGCAGUUUCCAAAACACUGAUUUAAGCUUCAAAUUAUUUGUAAUUACGUUUCCGGCACCUUACCAACCAUCCGCUCAAUUCUUUUUUUCUUUUUAUCAUCCCGCGGUUCAAAUCUAGUUUAUAAUCCCUGUCGUAGAUGGUGUUGACUGGAUACGAUGACCAUAGUUGUUGAUGUGCUGUAAAACUUCAUUUAUGACUGAUGUUCUCGUUAUGAUGCAAUUCUUUUGUAAUAUAUUACAAUCUUGGACUAUAAACCCAUUAUAAUGACAAUAUUAUAUCUGUUAAUUGCAACCAUAGUUUUAAAAACAAAACAAAAGUAAUUGUCAGCCUGUUUUAUUGAUAUCUAUGGCUUCUAUCAAUAUGCUUAAAUAAAAAAUCUUAAAUACAA